Lotus japonicus is the source of this 521-nucleotide messenger RNA. RefSeq names its product S-protein homolog 29-like. Lineage: Eukaryota; Viridiplantae; Streptophyta; Magnoliopsida; Fabales; Fabaceae. The transcript has a single exon. The record is from RefSeq and is a predicted model, not a curated record. The coding region runs from base 20 to 433 and encodes 137 amino acids.
UCAUUACUAUCUCAUAAACAUGUUGAAGGUGUUGGGUAUUAUACUUUCUGUGUUGGUGAUCAUUGCGACAGAUGUGUUGAUAGCACCUGUGCAAGGCUUUGAUAAUCCCGCUGAGAGAUCAGUUCGUGUAAUAAAUAAUUUUACGGACAAUAGUUAUACUCAGCUCUAUGUCCAUUGUCAUUCAAAGGAUGAUGAUCUUGGUGAACAUUAUCUUUCAAAGGGACAAUACACAGAGUGGUUCUUCGCCGAUAAUAUUUGGGGUACUACUUUAUUUUGGUGUCACUUUGCAUGGAACAAUGUGCAAAAGAGUUUUAGAGUUUAUAGUACCAAACAUGAUGAUGAGCGUGGAUAUUAUUGCUAUCUAGCUAUUAAAGAAGAUGGGGCAUAUUUUUACGAUGGAUUCCAAUACUGGAAUAAGAUGAUCCCAUGGUGAUUCUCCAAACCGUUAUAGUUUAAUAGCUGAAAAAAAACAAGUAAGAAUGCGAGUCAUGUUAUAUGAAUAAAUGUAGUACUUUAUAUAU